AUGAAGGCUUCAUUCGCCGCUGCUUCGAUCGCCUUGAGCGCAUCCCUGGCCGUUGCCUCCCCUGCCCUCGAGGCCAGAGCUACUAGCACUUCCUCCAAGGCUUCUGGCACUUCUUCGGGCAGUCUUCCUACCGUCACUGUCAAGGGUAACGCCUUCUUCGCUGGCAAUGACCGCUUCUACAUCCGUGGUGUCGACUACCAGCCCGGUGGCUCCUCGGACGCAAAGGACCCCCUCGCCGACGAGGCUGGCUGCCAGAGAGACAUCAAGUACUUCAAGCAGCUCGGCAUCAACACCAUCCGUGUCUACACUGUCGACAACACUGCCAGCCACGACACUUGCAUGAACGCCCUUGCCGCCGCUGGAAUCUACGUUGCUCUCGAUGUCAACACCCCCAAGUACUCCAUCAACCGUGCUUCACCCGCAGUCUCAUACAACGCUGUCUACCUUCAGAGUCUCUUCGCUACUAUCGACGCUUUCGCCAAGUACACCAACACCCUCCUCUUCUUCUCUGGCAACGAGGUCAUCAACGACGCCAACACCACCGACUGUGCUCCUUACAUCAAGGCUGUCACCCGUGAUCUCAAGCAGUAUCGCAACAACAGAGGCUACCGCGCCAUCCCUAUCGGUUACUCGGCUGCCGAUGUUGGUGACAACCGCUACGAGACCGCCCAGUACAUGAACUGUGGAACCGAUGACCAGCGCAGCGACUUCUUCGCUUUCAACGACUACUCGUGGUGCGAUCCCUCUUCCUACACCAUCUCCGGCUGGGACCAGAAGGUUGCCACCUACGGCAACUACAGUCUGCCCCUUUUCCUUUCCGAGUAUGGUUGCAACACCAACACUCGCAAGUUCGAGGAGGUCUCUGCUCUUUACAACUCAGAGAUGACCGGCGUUUACAGUGGUGGUCUCGUCUACGAAUACUCGGAGGAGGGCAGCGACUACGGUCUCGUCACCAUUUCCGGCGACACUGUUACCCCCAAGUCUGACUUCACCUACCUCCAAGCUGCCUUUGCCAACAACACUGCUCCCUCCGGCGACGGUGGUUACAAGUCUUCUGGCACUGCUUCGUCUUGCCCUCCCAACAGCGACACCUGGAACACCGGUGACUUCACUGGCGAGAACCUUCCCGCUAUGCCCAGCGACGCCAAGAAGUACAUGACUUCCGGUGCUGGCACCGGUCCCGGUCUUACUGGUGACGGUUCCCAGAACUCUGGCACUGACAACGUCGCCACUGCUUCUGCUGGAAGCGGCUCUGCUACCAUGACUGCUUCUGGCAGCUCCGCCACUGGUUCCGGUGCCUCUAGCUCAGCCUCCGCUACUGGUGCUGCCUCGCGCCUCAGCAUGGGCGAGACGUCCUUCGCUCCCCUGGUCAUGACCGGUCUCGUCGCCCUGUCCACUCUUUUGGGCGCCUCUCUUCUUUAG
Aureobasidium subglaciale EXF-2481 is the source of this 1422-nucleotide messenger RNA. Its product is annotated as glycoside hydrolase family 72 protein. Gene Ontology annotation, biological process: fungal-type cell wall (1->3)-beta-D-glucan biosynthetic process. The transcript has a single exon. The record is from RefSeq and is a predicted model, not a curated record. Bases 1 to 1422 code for a protein of 473 amino acids. Gene Ontology annotation, molecular function: 1,3-beta-glucanosyltransferase activity. Gene Ontology annotation, cellular component: fungal-type cell wall; cytoplasm. NCBI's taxonomy places the organism in Eukaryota, Fungi, Ascomycota, Dothideomycetes, Dothideales, Saccotheciaceae.